GCGAGCGGCCGGGGGCCCGCGACUCGACGAACUGACACUUACGCCGACUUUUCCUUCGCGGUUUUUUCCCUCUCUCUCACCGUCGCGCGACCGGCGAGUUUUGGCGCGAAAAUUCGUGAGUGACGAUGACGAUAGUGUGAGUGACGCUCGCCAUGGAUGACUGGGAGCGACACGUGACUCCUCUUCUUCAGGACAUGGGCUGCUCCGCCGACGAGACUCAGGAUGACUUUUUCAAUCAGCAGGAAUUGCUGGUGGGCAGCAGCGGUGCGGCGGCGACGUCCCCGGACACGGCAGCGCCGCUGUCUCCGGGGGGCUCCGGGGUGGGGGGCGGAGCCCUGAGCCCUGGCGCCGGCAGCCACGCCAGCACGCCGGCGGCGCCCUGCUGCGACACUCCCCGACCCGUCAUCACCGACCCCGUGUCGGGGCAGACGGUGUGCUCGUGUCAGUACGACGCGCGCCUGCUCUCCUCCUACCCGCGCCUGUCCAGCGCCGCCGUCUACGGCGCACCCUACCCCUCCACGGACCAGAACCCCUACCCCAGCAUCGGCGUGGACAGUUCCGCGUUCUAUUCCCCACUGAGUAAUCCGUACGCGCUGAAAGAGGGAAGCGGCGAGAUGUCUGCGUGGACGUCGGCGGGCCUGCAGCCGUCGGGCGGGUACUACCCCUACGACCCGACGCUCGCGGCCUACGGAUACGGCGCCGGCUACGAUCUAGCGGCGCGACGGAAAAACGCCACGAGAGAGUCCACGGCCACGCUCAAGGCCUGGCUGAACGAGCACAAGAAGAACCCCUACCCCACUAAAGGCGAGAAGAUCAUGCUCGCCAUCAUCACCAAGAUGACGCUCACUCAGGUCUCCACGUGGUUCGCCAACGCGAGACGCCGACUGAAGAAGGAGAACAAGAUGACCUGGGAGCCCAAAAACAAAACCGACGACGACGACGACACGAUGUUGUCCGACGACGAGAAAGACCAGGACGAUAAAAUUAAACCUAACAAAGAUGACGAGCGCAAGGGCGACGAGCUGCUGCAGGGCAUGCACAGCCAGCUGCUGGGAUACGGCAUCAAGGAAGAGGCGAAGCGGGGCGCGGGGGAUUGCGGCGUGCCCAUCCCGGCCUCCAAGCCUAAGAUCUGGUCGCUGGCGGAUACCGCGGCCUGCAAGACGCCGCCGCCGACGGCGCAGCCCUGGCCGCAGCACGGCUACGGGCCCGAGCGCCCGGCGGCCGGGGACGGCGGCUCCAACGGCUUUGCCCUGCCGGCCACGGCUAACCUCGCGGGCGCGUACGGGCGGUACGGCGGCUUCCCCGGCCAGUACCAGCACUGCGUGCACCCGGCCUUCCCCGACGUGCAGACGGACACGCCGCCGCAGACGCCGCCCAACAUGAAGGUGCCGAGCGUCGCCAACCCCCUGGGCAGCGGCGGCGGCUACUUCCCGCGCCACCAGCAGUCGCCGCACCGCGACUACCACGCCGCGCACGCCCCCAACCACCAGCCGCAGCAGCACGAGGGCUCCGCCGCCUUCAAGCCAUUCUAUAAGAGGUAAAGUACGGGGGGCGGGGGAAGGUGGUCGCGACAGUGAUCGCUAGAGACACGUUCACAGUGGCACAGUGCUCACCCGAUCGACGAGACAAGGCGGACUCGCGCCCGGCGUUGUACACAUAGUUAUAAAUAUUAUUUCGCAACGGCAUUUGUUCUAUUAACGUGUAGAAUAAUUUUUUAAAUUCCUAAAAUUAAAAGCACAGAUUAUGAUAAUGUAAAAAGUGAUUUGUUAAUUUGUAUUUGAUAGUAAUUUCUUGUGAAUAUCAACGGUUGUCUAAUAGUACCUACGUAUGAGAAUGUUGCUCAGUAUUUUUAUAGAGUUAAGAGCCGGACCUCGCCUCCGAGCGAGUCUGUGUAAUGAAAUAAGUGAUUUUAGUGAAUUCUAGCGUAUUUAUUUUAUAAUUUCGAACGGAUUCAAAGUAUUUAUCAGAUCUUCCAAUUAGAUUGAAUUUUUUUGUUUUAAAAUCGUUUUUGAAGCGAUCGAAUAUUUAUGUGAGGUAUCGCGGGGUACGGGGUGGGGUGCGGGGGGGAUGCCGGGCCCCGCUCGUUUAUUUGUUGUGAGCCGAGGAGAACGGCCGACUCUCGCCGCUCCUCCCGUUGUUGUCGUUGUACAUAAUUGAAGUUUUGUAGAUUUUCUAUUUUUUAGUUUAUCAUCAAUGUACAAAUCGAUGGGGACUGUUCUCUCACUUUCGGCUAUCGAAAUGAACUAUAAAUAUUGUUUAAAAGUAUUAUUAGAAUACAUGUAAAUAAAUUUAUUCUGAAUAUUUUUAUUUCGCGUCCGCCCCUGCGUAGAGUAGUGGACGAGGCGCCGCGGUAGCGAGGCUGAGACGCUCCACGGUACGCACUCCACGAUUGAAACAUUUUAGCGAGCGAGUAAGCAGAUGGCAAUAUUUUUAUGUUAAUGUUGAGUGUACGUUGCAAUUGUAAGGGUGGAGGGGCCACAUCGAAGCUUAGUGAAAAUUACGUCCGACCUGUUACAAUUGCAAACUCUUGAUAUCAGUGUUACUGAAAUUCUUCCCCGCGUUUUCAUCCUACGGUGUACUUCACACGACUGUUCCAUUAAUUUUAGUAUACAUAGUCGGAAACCAGCUCAGCAGUACGUACGAUUUCGGUGACACUGGUGUAUUUAAAUAGUAUUUAGUAGAAACUUAUGCUACAUCGGUUGAUCAUAGUUUAUCUAAGAUAAUUUAUUAUACAUUAACAGUAAGCAGUCUUGUAGCAAUAAUUAUUGAUUUUUCACUUUAAGAAUGACUACACUAACCUAUCACGAUGAAAUGGACGUAGAUCGAGGCAAGUUAUUUGUAUUUCUGCAAUUAUUGUUGUAAAUAAAUGGUUUUUGGGGUACCUUAGGACCUUGCUUAUAGAACACUACUGUGGAAGAAACAGGAUAAUGUAUACAAACUUAAGGAAAAUGUCAAAUUGAAGA
Molecule: messenger RNA, 2963 nt
Organism: Aricia agestis (brown argus)
Lineage: Eukaryota; Metazoa; Arthropoda; Insecta; Lepidoptera; Lycaenidae
Product: homeobox protein caupolican
Exons: 6
Coding region: 153-1541 (462 amino acids)
Biological process (GO): cell development; regulation of transcription by RNA polymerase II; neuron differentiation
Cellular component (GO): nucleus
Molecular function (GO): DNA-binding transcription factor activity, RNA polymerase II-specific; RNA polymerase II cis-regulatory region sequence-specific DNA binding
Source: RefSeq, a predicted model, not a curated record